UUGUAUGAGGUAAAUUUAUUCCCCAUAAAUCAUCGCAUAUUUGUGUUGAACGUGGAGGAUACGUAGUGAUGCGAAAUGCUACCGCAAGUGUGGACAUGUUGAUUAUUUCAGUAUUUAGGGCAAACUAUUAGCGUCAUGUUGGAUUGUAACGGGACGGAAUCUCUGUGAGGUACUAGGGAAUUUGAAGGCAUGGACAAUUUAAAAACAAUAAUGUGAUUUAAAUAAAGCAAGGCAAGAGAAAGGGAAAGAAAUGCAAAAUGCAUUAUUGAUAUGACUGGAAAUACUACUAGUAUUGAAGACCCAUCAUCUAGUGAUGAACCCAAAAAAUUUUCAUUUGACUUCAGUUACUGGUCACAUGAUGGAUGUAAGGAGGAGGGUAAUGGAUACUAUGGACCAGAUACAUCACAUGCCAAUGGCAAGAAAUUCUGUGAUCAGAUGAAAGUCUAUAAUGAGCUUGGUGUAGGUGUUUUAGAGAAUGCAUGGGAAGGAUACAAUUCAACUUUGUUUGCCUAUGGUCAGACAGGAUCAGGAAAAAGUUGGUCCAUGGUAGGAUAUGGUGUAAACAAAGGAAUUGUGCCUUUAUAUUGUGAGAACAUUUUCAAACAGAUUGAAGAGAAGAAGGCUGGUGGAGAGAAAACUGAAUAUGAGGUCACUUUCAGUAUGUUAGAAAUCUACAAUGAACAAAUACGAGAUUUACUAGACUCUAAGACGAGAAAAGGAGGUCUGAAAUGUAGACAGCAUCCUAAACAGGGAUUUUAUGCUGAGGGACUAAAGAUUGUACCAGUGAGCAGUUAUGUUGAUAUUGAAGCUAAAACAGAAGAGGGAACAAGAAACAGAACUGUUGCAUCAACCGCCAUGAAUGCUACUAGCAGUCGUGCCCACACAAUAGUUGGUAUAACAUUUGUACAGAAGUACAUCAACGCUGCUGGAGAAGAAACAGCAAAGACUUCUAUUGUUAACCUGGUAGAUUUAGCUGGAAGUGAACGUGCGGAGAGUACAGGAGCAACAGGAGACAGACUUAAAGAGGGAGCUGCCAUUAACCAGUCUUUAUCAUGUCUAGGAAAUUGUAUCGCUGCCUUAGCAGACAAUGCAGGAGGAAAGAAAACAAGAGUGCCUUACAGAGAUUCCGUCCUGACCAAACUACUGAAGAAUGCCUUAGGAGGAAACAGCAAAACUAUUAUGAUUGCUGCCCUUAGUCCAGCAGAUAUCAACUAUGAUGAAACACUGUCAACCUUACGUUAUGCUGACAGAGCAAAGCAAAUUAAAACCAAAUCCUCCGUCAAUGAGGAUCCAACAGCACAACUGAUUCGUGAACUUCAAGAAGAGAACGAAAGAUUGAAGAAAGCAAUAGAAUCUGGAAAUCUGACCAUAAUCACAGGAGAAGGUGAAGAAGAUGAUGACAUGAGCGAAGAAGAGAGGGAAAAGAUCAAACAGGAGUUAGAUGAGGAAUAUAAGAGUAUCUUAGACAAAAAUCAAAAGGAGAUGGAAGAAAUGAAGAAAACAUUUGAAGAAAGAUUGAAGGAACAAGGAGCAGGAGGUACCGAUUUAGCUGAUAUCAAAGAGAAACAGAAGACAAUCCCACAUAUCUACAACUUAAACAUGGACCCUCAGUUAACAGGGCACAUGUUUCACUUUCUGGAUGCUCCAUCUAAAUCAUUUGGUGCUGCUACAGAAGGAAUUGAUGUUACUAUACAUGGACCAAGUAUAUCUAUGAAACAUGCAGUAUUCACUGAGACGGAAGGAAAAUUCAGUGUUGAACCAAUGGAGGCAAAUGUUCGUCUGCUUGUCAAUGGAAAGGCAAUAGGAACAAAAACACAACUUUCACAUAAUGAUAGAAUUAUUUUUGGUACUACUAAGUAUUUUGUGUAUGUUAAUCCUAAAGAAAGGGACAGUUCUAAAGAACAAUAUAAAGAAAUAACAUUUGAGAUGGCUCAAGAAGAACUUGCCAAAAAAUCUGGAUUUGAUGUGGAAGGACAAAACAAAUCUAGAGAGGAUGUAUUAUUACAAGAGGAUUUGUUAGAAAUGUUGCCUGCUGUAGAGGAAGCUAAUGCCAUUAGUGAAGAACUAGACAAGAAACGAAGGUUUGAAAUCAUGAUUGUCUCCCCUGAGGCCAGAGGUGAACUGUCUGGACGAACAGAGGUAAUGGUAAGAAUGAAGGACUUAGAAACUAAUCAUGAAUGGGUGUGGCCAAGACAGAAGUUCUUUAAUAGGAAGUUUGUGAUGCAGGAAAUGUACAAUGAAUUCCAGGAAGGUGAUCCAUGGGAACUUCCAGCAGAGAAAGAUCCAUUCCUUGAUGAUCCUAAUGCAGAAUUUCACAUUGGAAGUGUUAAAGUUUGGCUGCAAUCUAUAUCAUAUAUGAUUGAUACUAAAGAGCAAUUAGAAGUGACAGAUUUUAAAGGAAAUGAAGUGGGUCUACUUAAUCUUGAAGUUGUACCAUGUGACAAGACAGGGAAGAAGGAGAUAACAGAAGAUGAUGAUGUCUUUAUAGAGAGCCCUGAUGAAUUAGUAGGCAAAGAACUCAACUUUAAUGUCAAACUUCUCGGAUGUAAAGGACUCCCAAAUAAAUUUACAGAUAUCUAUGCUAAAUAUACAUUUUAUUUGGACAAGAAACUUAUUGAAACAAAGAAAAUUCCUAACACCAUUAAUCCAGAUUGGAAUUUCACACAGCUUCAUGCAGUACCAAAGUGUACUCAAGAGUUCAUUAAGUAUGUUAGCGAGGGAGCUAUCAUGGUCCAAAUUUGGGGCAAGUUUAAACCACCAAAAGAAAAGAAGAAAGUCAACACUAAGGAUUCCAUGAUUAAUGCUGGUCUACAGAAGGCUGCUACACACAAUGCUAACACCAAUGUGAAGAAAUAUGAUGCAGACAAGAUGAAAUACAUGAUGGAAACAGCCAUGUUAAGAAAGAGACAAGAAAAGAUGGAGAAGAAACUGGUUUGGUUGAGAAAGAUGCUUGAUGUAGCAGCAGAGCACAAGAAGAAGAAGAUUUCUACAAAUAUCAUAAAAGGAGUAUAUGAUGCAACAACAGCUGAUACAGCGGAUAAAUGUAUAGCUAUGAUUCCGGGGGAGAAAGAUUCAGAUUCAGAGGGUAGCAGCAGUUCAUCUAGCAGUGAUAGUGGGUCUAGUCAUUCAUCAAGUGAUUCACACAAAAAAAAUGAAGAUGGGGAAAAAAAGAAAAAGAAGAAGAAGAAGAAACGUAAGAAGGACAAAUCAAAUGAUAAAGCAAAAUCAUCCUCUCCAAAAGAAAAUUCCUCUCCAAAAGAAGAUCACAAGAAAAAAGAAGAAAAAUGGGAGAGAAAGAAAUCUGCUCAUGAUACAUCCAGACAAGAAAAUAAAAAGCAGAAAAUUGCUCCCAAGAACACAGCAUCAACAUGUGUUUUACUCUAGACUUAUCACUGUUGUUUGAAUGACACUUUUUGCUCAAAUCCAUGCGAUAAAGAUAUGUGUGUAUUUUGUUAAGCUAUUAUUUAUUACAAUAUUGUAUGCUACACAGAGCUGCAUAUUUGUCCUUGAUUAAGAUUUUAACCAUUAGGUUUGGUUAAAAUUCUACCCAAAGGCAAAAUAAAUAACGACAUCAGGUACUGAAAAGCCUUAUUCAUUUACGUUUGAUCACUCAAAAGGGGAAAAGUAGGUUUGUUCUUUCAAAUUUAUGUCAUAAGGAUAAUAAAUACACAUAUAUUUUUAUUUCAAUGUUAUUUUUGUGUUGAUUAUGCUUUUUUGCCGUUACCAUUUGAUUCUUUCUAAAGUUACGAUGGUUACAAGAAGGAAAUAAAUGUUGAUUUGAAAUUUAAUUUGCUUAAUAUGCAAAACCUUUAACUUAUUUUGUUUGCUAUUUUGUGUAUAAAAACAUAAUUAUUUAUCAGUGUGGAAAAACAUAUUUCAAAGUUGCAUUCUUAACUUAAAUUUCAUCACCUGAAUAGAAUAGGCUGCAUAUCAUCAAAAUAUUCUGUUCUAUAAAGUAUAUAAUAAAAUUCUCUUUUGUUAUAUGCAUAUUUCUCUAUUUUAUUUUAUUGUUAAAUUGUCCAUUCUAAUGACAAGUUAUUAUUAUAGAAAGCAUUCAUCAUUUUAAACUGAAAAAACUACACUUUUAUUUACCAUUCAGGACUAAUGACAGUAUUUCUUUUUGUAUUUCUUUGGUGUUAGUUUGCUCUGUCACCACUGUAUUGUUGUAUAUGAUGUUAUUCAGCAUUCAACAGGGAAUUAUAUGCAGUUUUUCUGUUUGUAGAAUUUCCAGAAAAAAUUCUUUAGUGACAACAGCUAGUAAAAUAUUUAACGGAACAACUGUAACUUGAUAACCAUAACUGAGUUACGAUUCAACCAAAUCAGCUAGAUUCUGAUGCUUUUCAGUUGGACUUGAAUACAAAAAAAAUAUGAAUAUAUGUUUUCAAUUCAUUUAAAUCAAACAAAAACUGAAAUAUUUGUACAUGUCAUAAUAUUUUAACUUAGGGAUUGUUGACAUAAGCAUAUCAAAUAUAUAUAUAUAUAAUAUUUUAUCAAAUGUGUUGAAUUUUCAAAAUUUAGUAAUUUAUUGUUUGGUAUUUAGAUAUAUCUUGUUUUAUGACCUCAUAAGAUGGUUAUGUAUAUUGAUUUACAAGAAAGUUAUGAUUCAAAUGGUUGCAUAAUUCUAUCUGUUACUUAUAUUUUUUUAAUAGCUUUAUUGAUAAACAAUUUACUUAAAGAAAAAUCUUGAUUUCAAUGUCUGAUUUCCCCUCCUAAUAACUAUAUAACAAUGAACUUGCCUGUAAGAAUAGAUAUCAGUUAUGACCUCAGCAGUAAUAUAAAGGGAAAUAAUAAAUAAGGGAUAUAAUUAUCGUCAAUUGCCAAAAAGUUCAAAAAAAGAUACAAAUAAUAAUAUAAAACUUAGAAGCAGUGACAUCUUUUGCUUAGCUUUAAUGUUGUGUUUUGUCUGUAAAUGUUGUUGUAAAAUCAAAGAAUCCAUGGAUCAAACAAAACAAGUAAGGUAGAACCUUAUCCCUGGCUACAGUUAUAACUUAAUUGGUUGUUGUUAGAUUUUGAUUUAUUUAACUUUUCAUAUUGCAUCAAGUGCAUUAAAUUUUAGAACAGUAGAAUUUGAAAAAAAAUUAGCUUAGUUAUAAACUCUGGUUGUGAUCCAUGGAUUCUUUUAUAGCUUUAUAACAUAAAUAUAUACUAUUUGUGUUAUAAAGUUAGUUAAAAAAAAUAUUCAUGAAAUUGUGCAAUAUCAAAAUCAUAUUUUUUGUAGAUUUAUUUUGUUGUUUUUAUAUGUUUAUGCAGAGAAUGUCUCUUGCAUCUCUUGGUACAAUUAGUGCUUAUGUUUCAGUUACUUGUCACCUAAAAGCUUGUUGCAUUGUAUUAUUUUAUGUUUUAUCAAAGAGCAUAAAUGAUAUAGAUGCAUCAUUGCUGGUGGUAAUAUAUUCAUAAUCUCAUCUUUCCAUUUAUAGUUUAAUGAUUUGAAUUGUGUUCGUUUGAUUUUGUUCACUCUCCUAAAAAGUUUCCCCUCACUGUUAUUUUGCAUGCAGCCCAUUUUAAACCCAAGUCUAAAGAGUGAUGCAUUCUAAAUUUAGGUACUAAUCGAGAAUUCUUACUAAAAUGUUCAGGUUUAAUUUGCACUUACGCUUAUUUGAAAUUUGAAGGAAAUGAAAAUAUUCUAACUUUUCUAACUUUUGUCUCCCCCCCUUUUUCUCACUGAGAAUUUUUGUGUAUAUGGUAUAGGUAGCACUUGCUGAUUAUAACACUGGCUUGAUUUGCUGUGGUAGCUAGAUUUAUUAACAAUAUAGAUUGUACUACCCUUGUUCUAUCCACAAAUAAUGGAUCGUCUCCCUUGCAAUCAUUUUUGUGCUGCCAUCUUUGUUUACAGCCUAUCAGAAGGAAGUAACUGCUAAAUCUGAAAUCAGUCUAGAAUUCUGAAAUUCUUAUACUAAAAUUAGUUAUGUGUUGUUUGUCAAUGUUGUGUGUAAAGUAAUUAGCAAUGCUUGUCAUCUGCUGCAAAUCUAAAUUUCUUAUUUAUUUAGAAAUCUUACAUUUUUAGUUUAAAAUUCCAAAACAUUUAGUCCCAUGACAUGUCUUGCUUGCAUGUUAAUCCCUGAUGAUUGUGUUUGACAUUGUGGAUAUAGUAAGGGUUUGGGUUUGUAGUGUAUUAACAUAUUAGUGUGUUUAAUGGAACAUGUUCCAAAUUUUUACACUGCCAAAAUAUUUAUGUGACUUGUCGAUGGACAAGCGAAGGCUUAUCAAAGCAAGACUGUGAUACAAUUGUAAAUAAAAUAAUCAUUUUUUGUCAUAUUCAUCUUGACAAAUGAAGGUUAAUUUAGUAUCCAAAGAAAAUUGUGAUAUUUCUAUGGAAACAAUUUAACCUCAACUGUCAAGGUCAUGUUCAUUUGUUAUUGGAAUUAUUGAAAAUUGUUAUUUAAUUGAUAAACUCCAGUUGGGCCACUUUUUACUUCAUAUUAGUUUCUGUUAUAAAAGCAAUCAAAAAACAAAUUCUACAUGAUAUUGCAAGUGUGUGGCUAUAAUACUUCUUGUAUGCGCCUCUUUAUCUUGUGUUACGUCUCGUCUGCAAGGAAAGUUGUAAAAGCUUAGCUUAGCUGCUGAACUAACUGUUUCUACUGGUGACAUCAACAAUUAUUAAUGUUACACUGGCAAGACAUUUCUCUGUGCCAACAGCUUAUUGUGCAGAAAUCUCCAGUUUUGAAAUUAGUUUAAUACAGAAAAAGCAGGGUAUUUAAAAAAAAACUAAAUUUGAUUUCUAUCAUAGUUUGCAUAAAUUUUCUAUGGAGAGGUUUUUAAGACUUUUUAGUGUACAAGUAAUAAGUGGCCAAACUAUAUCUAUGUGUUAAAUUUUGUUGAAUAGAGAUGACAUUCAACAAAAUAUUUGUUUUAUAAGUAUCUAAAAAUUAUUAUAAUCUUGAUUAUAAAAACAAAGAAAAGGACAAUAAACCAAGUAAUAAAGUCAAGUCAAGAUUAGAAAAACAGUAUAUCCACAUGUUGAAUGGUCAGGUUUUUUUGUGAAAAAUUAAACUUUUCUAAUCAUAAAAAUAGGAUAAUCUAUGUCAACCAUCAGAUGGAUGGCAUUAAAAAAAUAAUCCCGAAAAAAAAUAAAAAUAUUUGGGGGUUGUAUAAUAAACAAUCAAAACUGUUACCAGUAAUGUCAAGACUUUUAUUGCUACUUACAGGCAAGUUCAUUUAUAAAAAUAGUUAGCUAAAGUUUAAAACUAUGUUAAGACUUCUAGCCAAAAAUGUAUCUGUAGAUUAUUUUUCUUAUUGAAAUGUUAAUGAUUAUAUCUAUAAGUUGUUGAGAUUUAUGUUUACACAUUCCAUCCAGUAAUACCUCUUAUGUCUUUAAUGUUGUUUAUAAAUUAUUUAUUUUAUACUUUUUGUUAUUAUUUUUACAAUGUUACAGAAGACCAAUUAAUGAAAGAUUUGUUUUUUAAUGAGAAAGUAAAUUUCCCAUUGAACUAACACUAAGGUGAACAAAAGCUAUAAUGAUUUAGUCAAUAGGACAGUUCAUUUGCAAAAAAAACAUUGUCUUGUCAAAACAUUGUACCAACAAGUUCAGGAGAAAUGUAUCAUUGAUCUGAUUCUCCCCAAAAAAAGCUAUAAUUUUCUGCCUGUUCAUGGUAGGAAUACUGUAUUCAACCAUGUUUAAUAUAAGAAUAACUGUUUGAAAAGUUAUCUCCCUUUGAAAGGAAGUUAAUGACAUAAUUUAAUGUUCAUUGUUGAUUCAAUUAGGUGGUAGGUUUCAAAUGACAAAACUUUUAACCAAAUCAUUUUAUAUUUGUUGUUUAUUCAAAUGUUUAUUUAUAUGUUAAUCCAGAAAUGUUACUUUGAAUAUUCUGUAUAUCCUUGAUGGAUUUCUGAAUAUUCAAUUGUUUGUUUUGACAAAAUUACUUGUAUGGUGUUAAUGCUUUCGUUUACAUGAAUUUAGAUGUAACACUGCAAACUUUUAUGUAUAUUCUAUUUUUGAUUCACUGAUUUGAAUAUGAUAUUCAUUUAAGAUACAUUCCAGGCUGUGUGCUUAUUCAUUGAAUUUAACAUCAUUUAGUUAAAAAAAACUAAUAAAAAAAGGUCACAAUCAAGCAUUCACUUUCUUGUCAAUUUUAAACUAAAACAUGAUUUAUAGUUUUUUGGUUUUUUUUAUGUUAUGAUUUAUGGUCAGGAAUCGUUUGCAGUUAUAUGUUUUAGAGUCCCACCUACAAAACAGAUGGGAGAAAAAGGCAAAUGUAAAAAAAAACAUCUCCAUAUCAGUGAGCUUGAACUGUGCAAUAUUUCAGACAAAGCAGGCUCAUUUGUUCUUAAAUGCUGUGUAGCUUUCUAGACUGGAUCUGUUACAAAAUUCCCAUACCAUAAAGUGUAUUUGUAGGACACUAUACACACCAAAAGAUGUGGAGUAUUUUUACCUGACCAAAUGCUCAAUUUAUUGGAAUAUUGUACAGCUUGAAGCAUUAUAGAUUGAUCCAUGUCUUAGUUGCUUUUCUCAAUCAGGUUUAUAGGUGGGACUAUCUAGAUUCUAACAAUGUAAGAUAGUGGAGAAGGCAUGUAUGUAUGGAGAUUCAAAUCCAAAUAUCAAAUUUAUUGUUUAUUUUUUCCGUCCAUAACUUUGCAAUAUUUAAUAUAUUUGUUUUCUUUUUUGUUUAACCUAGUAUUUAUAUGCAAUCAUACUGAUGAAUAAAAUUCUAUUAAAAGAGAUGUGUACAUGAACUAUUCAAGUCGGUUUGUUUUUUUGGAAUGCAGUUAUACUUUUGAUUGGUUAGAAAGGUUCAAAAUUUAAAUUAUAAACAUGGUAAAUGUAUUAAAAAAUUGAAACUUUUGGCAACAUGUAACUUAAAACUAGGGCAUAGGUUUUUUUUUUUUUAAUUUAUCAUACAUUUGCCCUCUAUUUAAUUCUGUUUAUUGAUCAAAGAUUCAAGCGAUCGCUAUGUAAUUUAUGUAUGUAUUUAUUUAUUUGCACCUUUGUUCAACCAUUUAAAAUGAUGCACCAAGACUUCUAAUGAAAAGAGUCAACUGUAAAAAAAAAUUACAACAAUUAAAUUAUUACAGUAUUCA
Molecule: messenger RNA, 9015 nt
Organism: Mytilus trossulus (common blue mussel)
Lineage: Eukaryota; Metazoa; Mollusca; Bivalvia; Mytilida; Mytilidae
Product: kinesin-like protein KIF28P
Exons: 24
Coding region: 271-3384 (1037 amino acids)
Biological process (GO): microtubule-based movement
Molecular function (GO): microtubule binding; ATP binding; microtubule motor activity
Source: RefSeq, a predicted model, not a curated record